This is a messenger RNA of Trichechus manatus latirostris (Florida manatee), 1598 nucleotides long. RefSeq names its product histocompatibility minor 13 (gene HM13). The transcript has 12 exons. Bases 141 to 1268 code for a protein of 375 amino acids. Lineage: Eukaryota; Metazoa; Chordata; Mammalia; Sirenia; Trichechidae. Gene Ontology annotation, molecular function: aspartic endopeptidase activity, intramembrane cleaving. Gene Ontology annotation, biological process: membrane protein proteolysis. The record is from RefSeq and is a predicted model, not a curated record. Gene Ontology annotation, cellular component: lumenal side of endoplasmic reticulum membrane; membrane; cytoplasmic side of endoplasmic reticulum membrane.
UGCGCAGCAUGGGCCGGCGCGUGGUACGUCACUUCCUGUUUCUUUAGGGGAACGUGGCUUUCCCUGCAGUGCUUAUUUCGCUGUCUGCGUGUGUGCUGCAGAGCCUGUAGCUGGAGUCGUACCCCGAGCGCAGCCUCGCCAUGGAUUCAGCCCUCCCCGACCCGCAUAACGGCAGCGCCGAGGCAGGCAGCCCGACCAACGGCACGACGCGGCCGCCGUCCACGCCCGAGGGCAUCGCGCUGGCCUACGGCAGCCUCUUGCUCAUGGCGCUGCUGCCCAUCUUUUUCGGCGCCCUGCGCUCAGUGCGCUGCGCGCACGGCAAGAACCCUUCAGACAUGCCCGAGACGAUCACCAGCCGGGAUGCCGCCCGCUUCCCCAUCAUCGCCAGCUGCACGCUCUUGGGGCUCUACCUCUUUUUCAAAAUAUUCUCCCAGGAGUACAUCAACCUCUUGCUGUCCAUGUAUUUCUUCGUGCUGGGGAUCCUGGCCCUGUCCCACACCAUCAGCCCCUUCAUGAAUAAGUUUUUUCCAGCCAACUUCCCAAAUCGACAGUACCAGUUGCUCUUCACGCAGGGCUCUGGGGAGAACAAAGAAGAGAUCAUCAAUUAUGAGUUUGACACCAAGGACCUGGUGUGCCUGGGCCUGAGCAGCAUCGUCGGCGUCUGGUACCUGCUGAGGAAGCACUGGAUUGCCAACAACCUCUUUGGCCUGGCCUUUUCCCUCAACGGGGUGGAGCUCCUGCACCUGAACAACGUCAGCACUGGCUGCAUCCUGCUGGGUGGACUCUUCAUCUACGACGUCUUCUGGGUAUUUGGCACAAAUGUGAUGGUGACAGUGGCCAAGUCCUUUGAGGCACCGAUAAAAUUGGUGUUCCCCCAGGAUCUGCUGGAGAAGGGCCUCGAAGCGGACAACUUUGCCAUGCUGGGACUUGGAGAUAUCGUCAUUCCAGGGAUCUUCAUCGCCUUGCUGCUGCGUUUUGACAUCAGCUUGAAAAAGAACACCCACACCUACUUCUACACCAGCUUUGCAGCCUACAUCUUUGGCUUGGGCCUUACCAUCUUCAUCAUGCACAUCUUCAAGCACGCCCAGCCUGCCCUCCUGUACCUCGUCCCUGCCUGCAUCGGUUUUCCUGUCCUGGUAGCGCUGGCCAAGGGAGAAGUGACGGAGAUGUUCAGCUAUGAAGAGUCAAAUCCUAAGGAUCCAGCUGCAGUGACAGAAUCCAGAAAAGGAGCAGAGGCAUCAAAGGGGAUGGAGAAGAAGGAGAAAUGAUGCUGCUGGUGCCUGAUCCGAGGACCAGACCAGACAAGCCGCGGACGAACGACACAGACCUGCAGGACAGAGGGCACAGGAGGCCUAGGGCAGUUCUAGGAGAGGGGAGGGGCUUCUGGCCUCUGAUUCCCUGUCCCCUUCUCUGGCCUUUCUCUGCCCCUCCAUAUCCCCUGCAGGCAAAGCAAGCCCUCAGCCCCCUACCCCGACCCUGGUCAUCAGGUUGGAGGAGAAGUGGGUCUGAUUUUUAGAUUUUUGUAUUGUGGACUGACUUUGUCUCACAUUAAAAACUCCUCCCAUUGCCGGGGCGGGCACUGCGCUCCUGGGAGGGUU